GAGUCAACGAAGUGUCUCACGCGACGCUGUUUUUCAGUUCACGAGCUAAUUGCGAGGAUGAGGUGGAAUACAGUCCAAAUUAUCGUGGUUCUCAACAUGGCUCCAUGCUUUGCAGUCAAAUAUGACUGCAGCGCAAAGAGUCAAUCAUGCCCAAGUACUGAUUUUCGGUGUGUGGACAAGAGCUGUGCGUCUUGUGAAGACAGCGACUUUGUGUGGAAGUGUCACGUGAAAUAUAAACAUGACGGCGAGCGUAGAUGCACGCGGUACAGGCAAUGCGUUCAUGGACUGCUAGACUCAAAACAGUGCUUCCCGUUCCUGAAAAGGAAUAAAAGACUGCGUCUUGUUGGAAUGUCAGAUAAGCUAUAUUUUGGCUCUCCCAUCAAAUGUAUGAACACACUCUACGACUGGAGUUCUCAGGACGUCGUUGCGCAUACCGUGCAUUAUCAGCAGCAAAUCCAUAAUGCAGGGAAGAAAUGGGUAAGAAGAAGAUUCGAACUUAAGUUGAGAAACUACGGUAGCAAGCAGAGUGUGCAUCUUGUAUUUAAACGCCAUCAGCCGUCAACAUUGCAAACCGAUUUUCCGCGCACCUACUGCACCGCUGACUGCCUAAUUAUGGGUUACAUCCAUCCAUUUCAGGAAGAACAUAAAAUGCCAUGUAUGGUAUGGUCCUGGGAAAGAAAUAUAACAAAACUAUCUUUGCAGUGCACUUUUAUAAUUAAACUCUACUGUAUGCCCCUGAUUCAUGGGAUUCUACAAGGUCAUGACUUAUGCCUUUAAGCUCGCUUCGCUUAAAUAAAUAUGCUGUCCGUGUGA
Dermacentor silvarum is the source of this 813-nucleotide messenger RNA. RefSeq lists its product as uncharacterized. The record is from RefSeq and is a predicted model, not a curated record. NCBI's taxonomy places the organism in Eukaryota, Metazoa, Arthropoda, Arachnida, Ixodida, Ixodidae. The coding region runs from base 58 to 777 and encodes 239 amino acids. The transcript has 8 exons.